UCAGUAACAGCUCAGCAUCCUGGGCACUGGACUGGACAGAGGGAGGGAUGAUUCUCCCUCUUUCUGUAGGCUUUCUGUGCCUGUGAUGUUUGCAAAGAGCCCCGCACAGCAGCAGCCCUGCAUGGAGCUGGAGGAGCAGGGCACCCAUCCAGCAGGGAGGUGAUGGCUGGAGCCAAGCUGAAGCAGUGAUGAUGGUUAUCUCCUUGGCUCAUGGCAGGUGGGCUGAGAUUUACCGCAUGCCUCGGAGCGGGGCAGCGGGAUGAGGGCAGGCAGAUAGGGACAGGGUGCUGACUGCCCUGAUAGCGUGAGAAUGCUGCUGAGCAGACAAUGACCAGACAGGAGCUGGUGGGUGUCGGGGAUGUGACAGUGCCAAGUGGUACCCGAGCUGAAGGGGUUGUGGUUUAUGGGCUGGUGGGGGGGGGCAGCUCUUCCUCCAGCUGGAAUCAUCAUCACAGAUGAGGGGUAACUUCCUACAGGGUGUGAUUCACAGAUGAAUUGAUGUCAUUUUCCCUUGAGAAAGGGAAAUCUGAGCAAACCCAGGACCUCUGGCACUUGUUUGGCCAAGCAUUGCUCUCACCUCUGGUCAGACUGUCAGUCAGAUGGGCAAGGGCUGGGUGCAUAGUUCUCACAGAGGGUUUUAAGAGCUAUGGAUUAAAAGUGCAAAGAAAGUGCAAACUUUUCCUUACUUAGAAAGCCAAGAGCCACCCCUCGUUUAGCACCUCAGCUCUCUGUUGGAUUUUGGACAAGACUGUUAAAGACACCUGGGUGCCUGAUUCCCUGGGUUACCUGUACAAAUACUGACCUCCAUAACUGGGUGUUUGUCACUGUCACCCAGAGAGGUGCCUGUUCAGCUCCUCGGUGCAAUACUCAUCUUCUCCACUUCUCUGCCCACGGGGGAUUUCCAGCCUAUGUGCAUAGCAAUAAUCGUGUUUCUCAGGCGUGUGGGUUGUGUGGAGCCGUGACAGCUCCUUGCCCAGGGAAGGUAACCUGCCUGUCACCCUCUUUCAGCCUGGGAUGUGCGAUGCUGCAUGACACGGCACAAGCGUGCGGUAUUGAGGCCACGCUCGGCGCUGGGGGCAGGAGGAUGGGAAUUCAUUUGCGGUGCCGUGUCUCUUUUAAUCCAGGAGGCAGGUGAUGCUUCUCCCUGCUCCAGGAACGGGGUGAGUGAUGGGAGAUGCUGCAGGGGUGCACCCUGAGCGGGAAGGGAGGAUGGAGCUCGUGAUGCUUGAAAGGUAUCCAUGCAGUGAGAGGAAGGCGGUGUUUAGGGUGCCCUUGCGGGGGGGGAGAUGUUGGAGAACAGAGAAAUCAAUAAGACACCCAGGUAGAAUUCCUUGUGAGGAAGCCCCUAAUCAACACCCAGCCUUGGAGCUUGCAAAGCCAGGCUGCACAGCACUUGAUAGGAGCAGUGCUAGCUGUCAUGGGGAGGGGGGAUGCUGUGAUUUCCUCCAGCUCCUUCUCUCUGACACAGAAAUGCGAAUUGCCAUGCCUAAAAGAACUACAUUUCCCAUUUUCCCUUGCAGCCCAGGGGAAUAAGCAAUUGGAAGAUUUAAAUAGACCAGGCCAGAAGCAACCAACCUUUGGCACAACGCUUUUCCCUCCUCUUCUUCCAAUCUAUUGGCUGUUUAACCUUUUUCCCUGGCACUGGAGUGGCUGCCAGGCCUGGCAUUAAUUCUCCUUCCAAGCUUGCUAGGCCCGUGAAGUAAACAGCCAUGUGCAUUCCUUACUCUAUAUUUAACAGCUGCAGUCUGUGCUGGGGGCAACUGCAACAGAGGGGAACCUUUGCAGCCUCCCAAAUUCACGGCUUGUGAGGGUGGGAGUGGGGGAAGCUUCCUGCAGGGAGAAGAGGGAUUUCUCUCCUUCCCGGUGUUUGCAGAGCAGGUUGCGUUAAAGAGAGACUGCAAUGCCAGCAUCCCAGGCGCGGUCCAGGGCAAGAGACAGGAACAAUGUCCUCAACAGGGCUGAGUUCCUCUCCCUGAACCAGCCCUUGAAGGGGAACCAGGAGAACAGGGGCUCCGGCAGAAAGCAGAGCGGCCAGGCCGGAGGAGCUGGUACCCAGAGCAGCAACCCCAAGGAGCGGAGGCAGUCGCAGCAGCUGCCCGAAGAGGACUGCAUGCAGCUCAACCCCUCCUUCAAGGGAAUCGCCUUCAACUCCCUGCUGGCCAUCGAUAUCUGCAUCUCCAAGAGGCUGGGGGUGUGCGCCAACACAGCCUCCUCCUGGGGUGGUGCCCGCUCCAUGAUCAACCUCCUGGGGAUAACGGGGCACGGCAUCCCCUGGAUCGCGGGGACGCUCAUCUGCCUGGUGAAGAGCAGCACGCUGGCAGGCCAAGAGGUCCUCAUGAACCUGCUGCUAGCCCUGCUCCUGGACAUCAUGAUUGUGGCUGGUCUGCAGAAGCUGGCCAAGCGGAAGGGUCCGUACGACGUCACCCCUGGCUUGUUGGACUACCUGACCAUGGACACCUAUGCAUUCCCAGCCGGGCACGCCAGCCGGGUGGCCAUGCUCUCCAAGUUCUUCCUCAACCACCUGGUCUUGGCCAUCCCUCUCCGGAUCCUGCUGGUCCUCUGGGCCUUUUGUGUGGGCUUUUCCCGUGUCAUGAUUGGACGGCACCACAUCACAGAUGUCCUGUCUGGCUUUGUUUUCGGCUACUUACAGUUCAGGCUGGUGGAGUUGAUAUGGAUGUCUUCCAACACGUGUCAGAUGUUGAUAUCCAUCUGGUGAACACGGGGACUUGACGGCCUUUCCACUGGAAACAAGUAGAUACUUGAAGAGUCUCCCUCCCAGUGUUUUCUACAUGUUGUUUGUUGGAAGCAGUUGUAGCUUCCAUGAGUAGUGGUGUUUUUUAAUGUUGCUUCCCCACUUGAAAAGAGUUUCUUGCAAUGGAUUGGGUUUUAGCAAUCAAAGGCCGUACCUUUGGCCCUAUUCUGAAGCUGUGUUUGGACAGCAGCCUAAUUUAGCUUUACAGGUGAGAGAAACGAGCUACGUGGCUGCCUAUGGGUGGUUGACAUCAGCACCUUGAUGUGUCCUCAGGGGAGGCAGCGCCUGAGAGUUUCCUGAGAACACGUUCGUUCACUUUUUUGAUGCUAAACCAUUUUGGCCACAGUGCUUUUUCCUUUUGUAAGGCGAGGAGUGUGUCUUGUACAGAGUCAGGACACUGCUGGCACUUCACAGAUAAUAAAUAAUCAGAGAAAUCC
Messenger RNA from Neopsephotus bourkii (Bourke's parrot), 3189 nucleotides. It is a transcript of the gene PLPP7, whose product is annotated as phospholipid phosphatase 7 (inactive). The record is from RefSeq and is a predicted model, not a curated record. NCBI's taxonomy places the organism in Eukaryota, Metazoa, Chordata, Aves, Psittaciformes, Psittacidae. Gene Ontology annotation, molecular function: sphingosine-1-phosphate phosphatase activity. Gene Ontology annotation, cellular component: nuclear envelope. The transcript has 2 exons. The coding region runs from base 1901 to 2716 and encodes 271 amino acids.